Molecule: messenger RNA, 4823 nt
Organism: Salmo salar (Atlantic salmon)
Lineage: Eukaryota; Metazoa; Chordata; Actinopteri; Salmoniformes; Salmonidae
Source: RefSeq, a predicted model, not a curated record
CGCAGGGUAUGUGAAUGGUUUUUACCUUUCAGACCAGAGAACAAAGUACACAGGAGAGACACCUGUGACAUACAUUAUUUAGAGUUUAGAAACAUCUUGGAUGUACAAUUCUGGGAAUAUUAUUGUCAAAACCGAAGGGCCUAAAUCUACCGAAACUACCUGGAUGGGUGAACAAACACAGAGUAACUGGGCUCUGAGGAUUUAAUGGAUAUUGUUUGCCAAAUGGAUUGUACUUGAGAGACGUAAACUGAAGUCGGAGAGAAGGUUGUUAACGGAACUACCAGCCAGGACUCCAUUUUGGAGGAAAGGCAGCUGAUCACCAUGGAGCCCCCUGGAGGACUCCGAGUGCCCAUUGAUGUUCUGGGAGAGAAUGAGGCGUUGCAGCAGUUCUUUGAUGGAUGCCAGGAUAUGAGUGGGGUCCUGGAGAGUGCGGUGGUGGACACCAGCAUACUGGAACAGUACCUCAGCAACGACAUGGACCCAACAUUCAUGUUACCAGAGUCACCACCAGAUUCUGGUUCAGAACCGUGCUCACCUCCGCAAAUACCAGACGUAAGCUACGGCUCCCAGGAAGUCUUCCAGCCAGUGACACGUCCUCCAGCCUCAUCGUGUCGAUAUAAAGAGCAGGCACCACAACCCCCACCACACCCAGGACUGCCAUACCACCAGGGGCUGACUAACUCUUACACCAAGGCAGGCACAUCUCCAGGCUCACUGCCCCACCACCCCCACUACCUGAGCCCAGGGGAGGGCUAUAUACAGGCUAACACUGCCCCCACAGCGCCCGUCCACCACCCCCACUACCUGAGCCCAGGGGAGAGCUAUAUACAGGCUAACACUGCCCCCACAGCGCCCGUCCACCACAAGGCUCUCCAGCAGCAUCAGCCUCCUCCACGCCAGGGCCUGGCAGACAGCUACCCCAGGGCCAACGCACCCCCGGUCCCAGAACUACCUCCAGGCCAAGCCGCACACCUAGCCCCAGGCCUAGGACUGCCCUCAUCCUGUCUACUACCUGUGCCUGGAUGCCCUUCAGAACCAGGAUAUUCAUACCUGCCUCCCACAGCUGGUCAACACACAGGGCUUAUAUUACCUGACUGUAAGAAGAGAAGACGAACAGAACCCCUUGAGGUACAGAACCAUUUAGUGGCUGUUCCUAUAGCAGCGGGUUCUGAGAGUGCAGGCGGUGACGUCCCGUCCUAUGACAGUGACGGGGCCAUAGGGAGCAGCUCUGGGAUGGGAGCCUAUCAGCUCCUCAGCUGGGAUCGCUACCAGCCUGGCCUGUGGACCACGCUCUACAACAGUAACUAUGACAUCCUCCCUUCCCCCGGUUACCAUGUGGACACUGAUAAAGGUUUCAACUACUCCACAGCUGACGAGUCCUUUGUGUGUCAGAAAAAGAACCACUUUCAGGUCACAGUUCACGUAGGGAUGGCCGGAGACCCCCUGUACGUCAAAACACCCAACGGCCCUGCGCCAAUAGACAGCUUCCAGGUCAAGGUGUUUGGUGUGAAGCUUGAGGCACAGACUCACAAAGUCACCAUAGAACAGUCACAGCCUGAUCGCAGCAAGAAACCAUUCCUGCCAGUCAAAGUGAGUCUACCAGGGGACAGGAUCACUAGAGUUACUCUGGGAAGACUGCACUUCAGUGACACCACUGCCAACAACAUGAGGAAGAAGGGAAAACCCAACCCUGACCAGAGGUACUUCCUGAUGGUGGUGGGUCUGUAUGCCACAGUGAGGGAAGAGAGUUACCUGCUGAUAGCAUACAUGUCAGAGAGGAUCAUAGUCAGGGCGUCGAACCCGGGCCAGUUUGAGAACGACAGUGAGGUGUUGUGGCAACGAGGACAGGCUCCGGACGCGGUGGUGUGCCAGGGGAGGGUGGGCAUCAACACCGACACCCCCGAUGAAGCCCUGGUGGUCUGUGGCAACGCUAAGAUCAUGGGGCAGGUUAUGCACCCCUCCGACCGCCGCGCCAAACACAACAUACAAGAGGUGGAUUCAACAGAACAGUUGAAGAGAAUAUCGCAGAUGAGGAUCGUGGAGUAUGACUACAAGCCUGAGUUCGCCUCAGAGAUGGGGAUCGAUCACAUACAUGAAACAGGCAUCAUAGCCCAGGAGGUGAAGGAGCUGCUGCCUACUGCUGUCAAAGAGGUGGGGGACAUCACCUGCAGCGACGGAGAGAAGAUCCACAACUUCCUCAUGGUGGACAAAGAGCAGAUCUUCAUGGAGAAUGUAGGGGCUGUGAAGCAGCUGUGUAAGCUGACUGACAACCUGGAGAACAGGAUUCAGGAGCUGGAGGUGUGGAACACACGGUUAGCCAAGCUCAAGAACAUGGGCAGCCUGCGAUCCAGCAGCAACGCUGCUAACAGCAGCAACCCUGCUAAAAGCAGCAACCCUGCUAACAGCAGCACUAAACGGAAGAUGAACAGACACAACAGUGUUCCACCACCACAGAAGCCAACACCUCUCAGAUCUGUCAAGGCAAAGUUCCACCGCUGCUUAAAACACAAGUUUGUCCAAGUCAGCAUGAUCAUUCUGGUAGCAACAAUAGCUUUCUGUUCUAUUGCCAUCACAGCUCUCUACAUGCUGACUCUGAGAGACGACACCGGCAUGCUGUUUCCUGGAAGCACCAACGAGACCACUGUGCAUCCUCUCUCCACCACAACAGUCAGGCCUACCUUAGGUAAACAUCCUCUCUCCACCACAACAGUCAGGCCUACCUUAGGUAAACAUCCUCUCUCCACCACAACAGUCAGGCCUACCUUAGGUAAACAUCCUCUCUCCACCACAACAGUCAGGCCUACCUUAGGUAAACAUCCUCUCUACACCACAACAGUCAGGCCUACCUUAGGUAAACAUCCUCUCUCCACCACAACAGUCAGGCCUACCUUAGGUAAACAUCCUCUCUCCACCACAACAGUCAGGCCUACCUUAGGUAAACAUCCUCUCUACACCACAACAGUCAGGCCUACCUUAGGUAAACAUCCUCUCUACACCACAACAGUCAGGCCUACCUUAGGUAAACAUCCUCUCUCCACCACAACAGUCAGGCCUACCUUAGGUAAACAUCCUCUCUCCACCACAACAGUCAGGCCUACCUUAGGUAAACAUCCUCUCUCCACCACAACAGUCAGGCCUACCUUAGGUAAACAUCCUCUCUCCACCACAACAGUCAGGCCUACCUUAGGUAAACAUCCUCUCUCCACCACAACAGUCAGGCCUACCUUAGGUAAACAUCCUCUCUCCACCACAACAGUCAGGCCUACCUUAGGUAAACAUCCUCUCUCCACCACAACAGUCAGGCCUACCUUAGGUAAACAUCCUCUCUCCACCACAACAGUCAGGCCUACCUUAGGUAAACAUCCUCUCUCCACCACAACAGUCAGGCCUACCUUAGGUAAACAUCCUCUCUCCACCACAACAGUCAGGCCUACCUUAGGUAAACAUCCUCUCUCCACCACAACAGUCAGGCCUACCUUAGGUAAACAUCCUCUCUCCACCACAACAGUCAGGCCUACCUUAGGUAAACUGCCUCUCUACACCACAACAGUCAGGCCUACCUUAGGUAAACAUCCUCUCUCCACCACAACAGUCAGGCCUACCUUAGUAAACCCAACAACCACCCCUGUCCCGUGGACUCCUGAUGUGGACUUCUGUAGCCUGAUCUACUGUGAAGAAGUGUUCUGCUGUCCCACUACAGCCUCCAUGGAUAAUACCAGCACCAUCUCUCCUGCCCUCCUCUCCUCCACUGUAUCUCCCAAUAUCGGGCCCUCUCUAGCAGAUAAAGGGAAAGACAAAUUCAAUGAAGAAAUCAAAGGUGCCGGAGAUUGGACAAACACAACGAUAAGGUCUUUUUUCAUCAAAGAAAACGAGCAGAUGAUUGACUCUCGGUACUGUGAGAGGGGAAGGUGUGGGUCAGGAAACUACUCCUUCCAAAUCCCCAUCAGCAAGUUCGUCCCUACCAACAUGCGUGUCACUGUCCAGAUGAAUACGACAGAGCUGCUGGUUGUCCACCUGUGUCAUCAUGAUGAGACAUUUAAAUGCUCUGCCUUGAUGGACCAUGAUCAAACCAACGAAGAUGACAAUUUCAUAAAUACACAGGGCUACGUCCAUGAAUGGCCUCUGCCAGUGUCUCGAUUCUACAGCAGCUCCUACCACUUCCGCUCAGCAGUGGCUGGCCAGGCAGACUGCAGUACCGACCGUGGCUUCGUGGGGGCGCUGUUCACAGACUACCAUUUCAACUUCUACCGGAGGUGUGAGUGAGGAAGAAGAUCUCAUCAUACUGUAGUUCCUCUGGCAGGCCAGCCAGUGUCCGAUUACGUGUGUGUCAAUGCUUCUCUUCAUGAUGUAUGGAAACUGUAAUAAUUCAUCCACUUUGUAUUGUUUUUCUAUGAAAUGUUGAGAUUGUUCUAUAUAAUCUCUUUUACAAGGACUGUAUAAGAGCAUAUUUAUUGAUACAGAAUUACAGUAGGUAAGAGUCAUUUGAUUAACUUUGCCUUGUGACAGUUCUUGCACUAUGUGAAAAGAGAUUGAACUGGAACAGACCUGAAUAGGAUCAUUUUGUUCUCAGUAGAAUGUAAUGCAGUAUAACAGGUUAUUGAUUACUCAUUAAACUAUACAUUGAUCAUGUCACACUGUUGGCACACAGGAGGACAGGAUGAGUCCCAAAGUAAAAUAGUACUUAUAUUUCAUACUUGACUGUGUAGGUAGCUAUUACAUUUAUUUCAGAAAGUAAUUGUGUUGAAUUCUGUGUUACUGCAAAAUGUCCUAGUAAUUACCAGGUAAAUACCAUUGGAAACUGUCAAAUAAAGUACUGAAUUCUC